AGCCACGACAGCUGCGGCUAUUCUGGCUAUUAUGACGCAGUAGACAUACCUUAGUAGACUUUUGAUAUGAGAAAUGGUGCAGUUCCUCCUGGCUUUGAAUAAAAAUCGAUAUAUCUGCACCAUUUAAGUAAAUUUGAAAACCCUAAGUAAAGAAGAAUUAAUGGUUUUGGUUUUUGGUGUGCUCUUAUCAGAGUGCGAAGAAACCUGGGUAGUCUCCAAAUCGACAAUCAUCCCAAUCCUUCAAUCAAGAAACAUUCCAAUUCUUUACGACUGCCAACAUCAAUUUUGAAGGAUAUUAUGUCAGAGUCUGCAGGCAACCUGACUGAGGGGGACCAGCACCCUUCCAAGGAGAGCCUGCCCGUCAUGGCCGGUCUGCUAUCAGACGGCACGUCAGCCCUGGAGUCGAUGACGGCUGCCAACGGGGAGCUCCAUGCUGAGGAGCUGCUGGAGCAGCUGCCUGCCGGCCUGCCGGAGGAUGGAGUGACAGGACCAUCCCUCUGGGCGGCCCUCAGGGAGCUGACUCUGUCUGACUCUGAGGAGGAGGAAGAGGAGGAGGGCUGGCUGUCGGCCGCUCAGCGCCAGGCGCUAGUGGCGCACACCUGCGCCGCGUACGUCUCCACGCUGAGCGCCGGCGCGCAGCGUCAGCUGACGGCCAGGCUGACGGCCGAUCUCACCUCCUGGCUGGUGCAGCUCUUUAGACAGCCGGACGCCAGUUUCUACCUACCUACUCCCGGCUGCGACAGCCUUAGCGCUAUGGUCAAAAUGAGACUACACACGCGCUACAACUCGUACGCCGCACUGGGCUACGAGGCGCUGUACGCUCGCCCUCCCGUCGUGUAUGUCAGCGCCGCCUGCCGGCCGUCCACUGUAGUCGAGCUGCUGCGCUCGGUCGGCCUGCCGGGUGCAGCCGUACGGCAGGUGGCUCUCAGUGGAUCCUUCGGUCCGGCGCACGCCAUGGAUGUGGCUCAGCUACAGAGGAUGCUGGACGAGGAUGAGGCGGCGCAGAAAGUGCCGCUGCUCGUGCUGGCACAUGCAGGAACUCCGGAGCUGGGCCACCUGGACAACCUGCGCCGGCUGGUGGAGCUCUGCCAGGAGCGCGGUGUCUGGUGUCACGUGACCGGCCCCAGUCUGGCCACCCUGGUGCUGGCGGCGCCCGAGCAGCCUGACAUCACACUAGGCGACUCAUUGGAUCUAGACCUGGGCCGGUGGCUGGGCCUGCCGUGCCUGCCGUCGGUCUGCCUGUACCGGCCGCCGUCGACCGGUGUGCCCGAGUCGGGCUGCCCGCCGCCCGCCUCCGCCCAGCAGCUGCUACCCCUGUGGGCGGCGCUGAUGGGACUGGGCCGCCGCGGGCUGGUGGACAGGGUCCGCGCGGCGCUGGCGCUGGCAGCGGCCGUGGAACGCCGGGUGGCGGCCGUGCCCAAACUGCAGAUACUGAGCUCCCGCCCGGGACGGGAGGUGGCGCCCGUCUCUGAUAUCGACAAACUGCUCUCACAGGCCUCGCUCAACUUCACGAUGGUGCUGGAGAGCCUGACUCCCACAGUUGUGUUCCGCUACAACAAUGACGCAGUGCAGGACAAUGUCUACCUGGACAAUCUCAACUCCUGGCUGGGUCAGAUUCUGCAGCGGGACCUGCCCGAGGUGCCCAUCCAGCUGUCGGUGGUGGACGGACGCGGCUUCUGCCUGCGCUUCUCGCCGCUCGCCGAGCCGUGCCGACCGCUGGACGACGACGUGCUGGACGACUGGGCCGACUGCCUGGCCCAGCAGACCGAGAUUCUGAACGCCACCGUGCACCACCGAGCUCGAUUCGCCGAGCUGACUGCGUCCGGUCCGCUGCGGGCCGUGCCACUGGGCAACUGGGCCGGUCUGGGAGCCGUGAGGUACAUCCCGGCACACCUCCAGCCACUGAUGGAGGCCGGAGUCACCGACUCGGGGAAGCAGGACAUCAACAAGCUGAACACUGAGCUGCUGGCCAAGCUGAAGAGCACAGACUCGGCCUUCUCUCUCGGUGACGGCGAAGACGGCAUGGUCUGUAUCCGGUUCGGCAUGGUCACUAUGGACACGGACGUGUCAGAGCUGUGCAGUCUGCUGCUGGACCUCGGCGCGCAGAUCGAGGAGUCGUCGCGAUUCCUCGAGACCAUGUCCGAGAUGCUGAUGAAAGGUAUUGAGGAGGCCAGCCAGGACCUGAAGAAGGAGUCGGAGGAUCAGCUGUGGCAGCAGGGGGUGCUGCGGCACGUCCCACUGGUCGGCACCUUCUACAACUGGUGGGCGCCCACGCCCAAAACGGCCGUCCGAGGCAGGAAACUCGACCUGGCAGAGGGAGUACUGGAGACCACUGAGGAGACAUACAAGUCGCAUGUGCAGGUGCGAAGGACCUCCUCAACGACGGGACCACAGUCCCCGGCUCCGGCCGGCACUCAGCACUCCAGGACGCCCUCCACGGCCUCUGGGGCGGGCUCGACCACUCCGGUGCCGCGGGCGGUCACCCCAGUCCCCGCGGCGGCGGCGGCCGAGGACCCAGCCGCCCCCGCCCCCGCCCCCGCCGCCGCCGAGCCGCCCGCGCCCACCGCCCAGCCGUCUGCAGUCUAAACCCAGCGGUAGGGUCCGUUAUUUAUAGUCGCCCCGACUGCCGGCGCCGUUCCGUUGUUGACGCGUGCUCCAGAGAUCAGAGACUGAAAAGCCGUGGCGGAAGUCAGGUUGUGAUAGAGUGGUUCAUUGCUCUUCUUGUUAAACAUGGCAGAAUGGUUUGACUUUCGAGUAGCUAAGUUGGCAUUACUAUGUGUGGUAGGGGUCGACUUAUCCCUGUGUGUUCUGAUGAGGUCCAUUCCAUCUGUAUGCUAAGGCCCGGGCGGUUAUAGAUAGCCUUUACCACAGGGUUCUGAGAUGUUAGCAGUACUUUGGCAAUAAGUGUCCGGCUUUUCCGCUAAGAUAAGCACCAGGAAAACCAAUCAGGAAUCGAACUCGAGCAGUUCUAGCUGGUAAAGUCUCCAAACCGAACUAUGGUGCAUCCAGCCUUUAGGACGAAGCUGAGUUGUCCCUUGGAGGGCGACCACGCACAUUCCAUGAUAGGUAGUAAGGAUAAAUGAUAUGCUGUUAAGCUGCCUUACAUACGAUGAAUGGUUCGACACAUUUGCAGGGGAGAGGGCAUUGAAUAGCGCUGGCAUAGUCUAAAAGCGGCUAGGCAUUUGAAAACGUCUGCAAUAGUGUCGUGUGUUCUAUCGUUAUGGUGUGUCGGGCUGGUCUCUAGGGCAGACCCAGGUUGUGCUGUGCAGAGUCGGUGGUUUGACUAUGCACCGGGGUCCGGCGUGGUGUAGAGUCGACAGAUUGACGGCCUCGACGCACCCGCCUGUGUGACUUUAGAGGCCCAGCGCGAAUAGGAUCGUGCACAUAUUUGAGUGAUUCUGGGAUUCUGAGGUAUCUGGGCUCGCUAUUUAUUCGUGUUUAUCGUCUGUUUAAUUUAUUGAUUAUAUAGCUCGUGAAAUCAGACCAUGCAGCAUUUCCGAGUUUUAGCUCAGAUUGAUACCAAAUGUGUGCCCGGCGCCCGCCGUCUCCUGGUUGAAGUACUGCCGCACCGGUCUGUUAAUAAUAGUUACGAUUAAGGCGCUUCUGCACACGACUUUAAGAAGACCUCUUGGAGACCGUUCAGUUAGCCAGGUGUGUCCAGUCACCCUUAUAUCAGCCUCUCCAGUGUCGUCCGAGACCUGCCCCGGGUGCAGACAGUCUGGCUGAUGGCUGGAGCGGAAAGUUCGUGUUCCGAAAUUACUGAUUAGCUCUCCAUGAAUAUACAUAUGCAUUUGA
This is a messenger RNA of Amphibalanus amphitrite, 3795 nucleotides long. RefSeq names its product pyridoxal-dependent decarboxylase domain-containing protein 1-like. Gene Ontology annotation, cellular component: intracellular membrane-bounded organelle. The transcript has 16 exons. The record is from RefSeq and is a predicted model, not a curated record. Gene Ontology annotation, biological process: carboxylic acid metabolic process. NCBI's taxonomy places the organism in Eukaryota, Metazoa, Arthropoda, Thecostraca, Balanomorpha, Balanidae. Gene Ontology annotation, molecular function: pyridoxal phosphate binding; carbon-carbon lyase activity. The coding region runs from base 298 to 2586 and encodes 762 amino acids.